UUUUUAGACUUGGACAUGGCCUCCUCCAAGAAGGUUACCCUGUCCGUGCUCAGCCGGGAGCAGUCGGAAGGGGUCGGGGCGAGGGUCCGAAGAAGCAUUGGCAGACCCGAGUUGAAAAAUCUGGACCCAUUUUUACUGUUUGACGAAUUUAAAGGAGGUAGACCAGGUGGAUUUCCUGAUCACCCGCAUCGAGGUUUUGAGACAGUAUCUUACCUCCUGGAAGGGGGCAGCAUGGCCCAUGAAGACUUCUGUGGACAUGUUGGUCAGAUGAACCCAGGAGACCUGCAGUGGAUGACCGCGGGCCGGGGCAUUCUGCACGCGGAGAUGCCUUGCUCGGAGGAGCCAGCCCACGGCCUACAGCUGUGGGUUAAUUUGAGAAGCUCGGAGAAGAUGGUGGAGCCUCAGUACCAGGAACUGAAAAGUAAAGAAAUCCCUAAACCCAGUAAGGAUGGCGUGACAGUUGCUGUCAUUUCUGGAGAAGCCCUGGGAAUAAAGUCUAAGAUUUACACUCGCACACCAACCUUAUAUUUGGACUUCAAACUGGACCACGGAGCAAAGCAUUCCCAACCUAUUCCUAAAGGGUGGACAAGCUUCAUUUAUACCAUAUCUGGAAAUGUGUAUAUUGGGCCUGAUGAUGCACAACAAAAAAUAGAACCUCAUCACACGGCAGUGCUGGGGGAGGGUGACAGUGUCCAGGUGCAGAACAGGGAUCCUGAGAGAAACCAUUUCAUCCUAAUUGCUGGGGAGCCAUUAGGAGAACCAGUUGUCCAGCAUGGUCCAUUUGUGAUGAACACCAAUGAAGAGAUUUCUCAGGCCAUCCUUGAUUUCAGAAAUGCAAAAAAUGGGUUUGAACGAGCCAAAACCUGGAAAUCAAAGAUUGGAAACUAG
Molecule: messenger RNA, 888 nt
Organism: Puma concolor (puma)
Lineage: Eukaryota; Metazoa; Chordata; Mammalia; Carnivora; Felidae
Source: RefSeq, a predicted model, not a curated record